GAGGAGAGCAGGUCCGGGUGUAAGAGGUCUCCUCCGCGCCGCCCCUUUAUUUCGCUGAACUUGCGGGCUCCAGAGACCUUAAACGGUUUGUUUGGGGCGCUGCUGCGGGCGGCACAGCUCUCUCCCUGCGCCUGGGCGGCCGGGGAAUUCCCACGCACCCACCCGGUUCCGCCGCCCGCGGGAGCGCCCAGCAGGGUCAAGUGGAUCCUGGGCCUAGGGAGAACGCGCGGGCGGCCCGAGCCUCGGCAGCGGCGGUAGCGGCAGCGGCGGCGGCGGCGCUGACACCUCCCACCAUGGACAGCUUCGACUUAGCUCUGCUCCAGGAAUGGGACCUCGAGUCGCUGUGGGGUGAAGACAUCUUAAACCAGAGGAAUGACUCUCUAGUUGUGGAAUUUCAGUCAUCAGCCAGCAGAUGCAGGAGUGUCUAUGAACCAGAUAGAAAUGCAUUACGGAGGAAAGAAAGAGAAAGAAGAAAUCAAGAAACUCAACAAGAUGAUGGCACGUUUAAUUCUAGUUACUCUCUCUUCAGUGAGCCCUACAAGACUAACAAGGGGGAUGAACUCUCUAAUCGGAUCCAGAACACUUUAGGCAAUUAUGAUGAAAUGAAAGACUUUUUAACUGAUAGAUCCAAUCAGAGUCAUCUCGUUGGUGUUCCCAAACCUGGGGUUCCUCAGACUCCUGUGAACAAGAUUGAUGAACAUUUUGUUGCAGACUCAAGAGCCCAGACCCAGCCCUCAUCUAUCUGUAGCACUACAACUUCCACACCAGCAGCUGUCCCUGUGCAGCAGAAUAAGAGAGGCACCAUGGGCUGGCAGAAGGCUGGGCAUCCGCCCUCAGAUGGCCAACAGAGAGCAGCACAACAGGGCUCUCUCAGAACCUUGCUUGGAGAUGGUGUUGGCAGACAGCAGCCGCGGGCCAAACAAGUGUGCAAUGUGGAGGUGGGCCUUCAGACCCAGGAGAGGCCACCUGCCAUGGCAGCCAAGCACAGCAACAGUGGACACUGUGUUCAGAACUUUCCUCCAUCCCUAGCUUCAAAACCCAGCCUGGUUCAGCAGAAACCGACUGCAUAUGUGCGGCCGAUGGACGGCCAAGAUCAGGCCCCUGAUGAGUCUCCUAAGCUGAAGUCAUCUUCGGAAACCAGCGUGCACUGCACAUCAUACAGAGGAGUUCCCUCCAGCAAGCCGGAGCCAGCCAGAGCCAAGGCCAAGCUCUCCAAGUUCAGCAUCCCCAAGCAGGGGGAGGAGAAUAGAUCUGGAGAAAACAACAGCUGUGUUGAAGAAAUAAUCCGGGAGAUGACCUGGCUUCCACCACUUUCUGCUAUUCAAGCACCUGGCAAAGGGGAACCAACCAAAUUUCCAUUUCCAAAUAAGGACUCUCAGCUUGUAUCCUCUGGACACAAUAAUCCAAAGAAAGGUGAUGCAGAGCCAGAGAGUCCAGACAAUGGCACAUCGAAUACAUCAAUGCUGGAAGAUGACCUUAAGCUAAGCAGUGAUGAAGAGGAGAAUGAACAGCAGGCAGCCCAGAGAACAGCUCUCCGCGCUCUGUCUGACAGCGUCGUGGUCCAGCAGCCCAACUGCAGAGCCUCAGUGCCUUCCAGCAAGGGCAGCAGUAGCAGCAGCAGCAGCGGCAGCAGCAGCUCCUCCAGCGACUCGGAGAGCAGCUCCGGAUCCGACUCGGAGACCGAGAGCAGCUCCAGCGAGAGUGAGGGCAGCAAGCCCCCCCACUUCUCCAGCCCCGAGGCUGAACCAGCAUCUUCUAACAAGUGGCAGCUGGAUAAAUGGCUAAACAAAGUUAAUCCCCACAAGCCUCCUAUUCUGAUCCAAAAUGAAAGCCACGGGCCAGAGAGCAAUCAGUACUACAACCCAGUGAAAGAGGAUGUCCAGGACUGUGGGAAACUCCCCGACGUUUGCCAGCCCAGCCUGAGGGAGAAGGAGAUCAAGAGCACCUGCAAGGAGGAGCAGAGGCCGAGGACAGCGAACAAGGCCCCUGGGAGUAAAGGCGUGAAGCAGAAGUCCCCGCCCGCGGCCGUAGCCGUGGCGGUGAGCGCAGCCGCCCCGCCGCCCGCAGUGCCCUGUGCGCCCACGGAGAACGCAACCGCGCCCGCCCGGAGGUCAGCGGGCAAGAAGCCCACCAGGCGCACUGAGAGGACCUCGGCCGGGGACGGCGCCAACUGCCACCGGCCCGAGGAGCCCGCGCCCGCGGACGCGCUGGGGGCGAGCGUGGUGGUCCCCCCAGAGCCCACCAAAACCAGGCCCUGCGGCAACAGCAGAGCGAGCCACCGCAAGGAGCUGCGCUCCUCCGUGACCUGUGAGAAGCGCCGCACACGGGGCCUGAGCAGGAUCGUCCCCAAAUCCAAGGAGUUUAUUGAGACAGAGUCGUCAUCUUCGUCCUCCUCCUCGGACUCCGACCUGGAGUCCGAGCAGGAGGAGUACCCUCUGUCCAAAGCACAGGCCGUGGCUGCCUCUGCCUCCUCCGGGAACGACCAGAGGCUGAAGGAGGCUGCUGCCAACGGGGGCACUGGUCCCAGGGCCCCUGUAGGCUCCAUCAACGCCAGGACCACCAGUGACAUCGCCAAGGAGCUGGAGGAGCAGUUCUACACGCUGGUCCCCUUUGGCCGGAACGAACUUCUCUCCCCUCUAAAGGACAGUGAUGAGGUCAGGUCUCUCUGGGUCAAAAUCGACCUGACCCUCUUGUCCAGGAUCCCAGAACACCUGCCCCAGGAGCCAGGGGUCUUGAGCGCCCCUGCCACCAAGGACUCCGAGAGCGUACCACCCAGCCACACCUCGGACACUCCUGCAGAAAAGACUUUGCCAAAAUCCAAGAGAAAACGCAAGUGUGACGUCGAAGACGACUACAGGGAGAUCAAGAAGGCCCAGGGAGAGAAAGAGAGCUCUUCAAGACUGGCCACCUCCGCCAGUAAUACUUUGUCUGCAAACCACUGCAACAUGAACAUCAACAGCGUGGCAAUACCAAUAAAUAAAAAUGAAAAAACGCUUCGGUCGCCCAUCUCACCCCUCUCUGAUGCAUCUAAACACAAAUACACCAGCGAGGACUUCACUUCUUCCAGCCGACCUAAUGGCAACAGCUUCUUCACUUCAGCCUCUUCCAGCAAAAAGCCGAAGGCCGACAGCCAGCUGCAGCCUCACGGUGGAGACCUCACGAAAGCAGCUCACAACAAUUCCGAAAACAUUCCCCUCCACAAGUCACGGCCACAGACAGAGCCGUGGUCUCCAGGCUCCAGCGGCCACAGGGACUGCAAGAGACAGAAACUUAUCUUCGAUGAUAUGCCUCGAAGUGCAGAUUACUUUAUGCAAGAAGCUAAACGAAUGAAGCAUAAAGCAGAUGCAAUGGUGGAAAAGUUUGGAAAGGCUUUGAACUAUGCUGAAGCAGCCUUGUCGUUUAUUGAGUGUGGAAAUGCAAUGGAACAAGGCCCCAUGGAAUCUAAAUCUCCUUAUACGAUGUAUUCAGAAACAGUAGAGCUCAUCAGGUAUGCUAUGAGACUAAAAACCCACUCAGGCCCGAGUGCCACACCAGAAGAAAAACAACUGGCUGCAUUAUGUUACCGAUGCCUGGCUCUCCUGUACUGGAGGAUGUUUCGACUCAAAAGGGACCAUGCUGUAAAGUAUUCAAAAGCACUUAUCGACUAUUUCAAGAACUCAUCUAAAGCCACCCAAGCCCCGUCUCCGUGGGGGGCCAGUGGAAAGAGCACUGGAACCCCAUCCCCCAUGUCUCCCAACCCCUCUCCCGCCAGCUCCGUGGGGUCUCAGGGCAGCCUCUCCAACACCAGCUCCCUGUCCCCGUCGACCAUCGUCAGCAUCCCACAGCGCAUCCACCAGAUGGCGGCCAACCAUGUCAGCAUCACCAACAGCAUCCUGCACAGCUACGACUACUGGGAGAUGGCCGACAACCUGGCCAAGGAAAACCGAGAAUUCUUCAACGACUUGGAUCUGCUCAUGGGGCCAGUCACCCUGCACAGCAGCAUGGAGCACCUGGUCCAGUACUCCCAACAGGGCCUGCACUGGCUGCGGAACAGCACCCACCUGUCAUAGGGACCUCACCCUUGAGCCAGAUUGAGCUCUGGUCUCGACAGAUGGCUCAACAUUUUUUGACACUGUGCUACUGAAAUUCCCAGCCACAGCAUUUAUCAAACUGCGGUGAAUAUUUCCUCAGCACUGAACAAUGGUCUUUUCCAGGGCAUGUGUGUUUGUAUGUGUGGGUAUAUAAGAAGCUGCCUGUGUAUGUGUGUAAGAUACACAGCUCUUCAGAAUACACCUUCUUUGUCUAGUUUCCAUAAUCCCAGGCUAGACAAAGUGAUCAGAGGUUUCUAAUUAGAGGAAAUACACACAUACACCAUACUCACACACAUUCACAGACACACACUUUCUAUUCCAGUGCUAAACCAUGACUUCUUAGAAAAUUCAACCAAAAUCUCAUGGGUUAGUUAACCAGUUGCAAUACAGCACACCAAAAGCUUGACUGCCAGUUAAGAUGGACCUGCUCUUAUCUUAUUGAUUACUUUCAGUAUUAAUAAACUAUUCCCCAGUUAUUUUUUGAUUGGUAUGUAUUAAUGGAUAACUGAAUAAUGAAAAUAAGCCAGAUAUUUUUGUGCCAGAAGUUUACUAGAUUGCAUGUUACCAAAUACUCGACUCUUCCUCUAAUUCCCUUCCCCCAUCUGACUUUAUUAUCAACUAAAUGCAUUCCAGGCAAAAGGAUGGACACUCACAGCCCGUCUCAGCCCCGCCCCCAAGUAGUAUGCAAAUGGCACUGAGAUUUGGCAAACAGAUACUAAAGCAGCAGUGACUGUGUGUUGGAGCUCAGUUAGGAGUUGAGGUUUUCGGCACCUGUGAUAACACACACAUUUCUUCUUCUUGCCACUGUGACUUGAUGCUGUAGAGGCACGUGGCAUUUGUCAGUCAAUCUGUGUUCAAGCAUUUUCUUUCCACCAAUAGCUUUCUUACAGAUUUCCUUGGCUAAACAGGCCAUUACCUAGAAUGUCACCUCAGUAGGAGCCUGAAUCCUUUGCUUUCCAGGCUAAGAGCUAUUUGCCAUGAUAAUGCUGUCUGAUCCUCUCACUCCUCAUGCAGAAUGUGCCACUGCAGUCCUUAGGUGCAUUUUGAUUUGGGGUGAUUUUUCAGGCUUUGAUUAGCAGGCUGCUUGCAGUGCAGGAGAUCCUAGUUCCUGUCUGGGGGCAGCAGCAACCAGAGCCUCUUCCUGUGUCCUGUGCGUCUGGUAUGUUUACAUCUUGCUCUGGGUUUUCUUCUUGUUUUCUUUUUUAAAAUUAAGUUUACAUUUUAGGGUUUUUUUGACAUCUUGUUUACAGUUUUUGUCUGACUUUUUUCUUUUAUAAUGUCUUAUGCCCUAGAUUUAGUUGUCUUGUUAAAUAUAUUUGGAUAUAAAAUCUUGGUGAAAAGAAAAUAACUCCUGAAAAAGAAGGUCUAUCUUGCCACACUUUAAAAACAAAAAUAAUGUCCUUGAGGCCUCUUACUUGAUAAAGUUGCACCAGGACAGUCUGAGAAAGGCAAGCAGUGCAGUCUGUGGAAUAAUCCAUUUAUUCAAGGUGAUGGCAGCACAAAAUACUUAAGACCAGCUGCUGAUUAUAUACAUUCACUGUUACUCUUAUGAUUAUAUACAUUCACUGAUACUCUUAUGAUUAUAUACAUUCACUGAUACUCUUAUAGGUUGGGUUGCAGCGUUAACAUUUUUGUCAGCCUGAUCUGUAGGUGGGAAACAAGAUCAUUCUAAUUCCCUAGCUCUGAGCACUGAAUCAAAAUCAUAUAAAUGAUUGAACAACUUAGAUGACUUGAAAUUAAUUGAAAAUAAGCAAGUGAAGGGCUUGUGGAAUUUGCGAUUUUGGCCUUCAAGCAUUUGGGAAUAUUAAGAAGAUUUCCAUUUUACGUAUCUCCAAUUAAGGUGCUUCUUACAACCCUUUCACUUUUUUUUUUUCAGGCGGAGUCUCGCUCUGUUUCCCAGGCUGGAGUGCAAUGGCACGAUCUCAGCUCACUGCAAUCUCUGCCUCCUGGGUUCAAGCGAUUCUCCUGCCUCAGCCUCCCAAGUAGCUGGGAUUACAGGCAUGCACCACCAUACCCAGCUAAUUUUUGUAAUUUUUAGUAGAGACUGGGUUUUGCCAUGUUGGCCAGGCUGGUCUCAAACUCUUGACCUCAGGUGAUCCAUCUGCCUCUGCCUCCAAAAGUGCUGUGAUUACAGGCAUGAGCCACUGUGCCCAGUCCUUCCACUAAUUUUUGGCAGAGUUCACAAUCCCAUCCUAUGUCAGAAAUUUGAACCUAACUUAAGAAAUUUUGAGUCAUUUUUUUUGCAGGACUGACACUUUGUUCUACUUGAAGAAUCCUGAUUAAAUAAACAUAAAGGGAUGACCCUCAAGGUCUGUCCUGCAUCCCCAGAGAGCUUCUCUGGUCCUGCUCACCUUGAAAGUUACAGGCUUUGUUGUGGCAUCUAUGUGAUGAGCUUCCCUGUGAAGCCUCAUUUGACAGGUGGCCUCUGGCUGAUUGGGCCAGCAGUGUUUUAUCAGCACCCUGAUGGCUCACAUUUCCCAAGAAAACUUCUUGAAACUUGCCCCUGUGAGCAGUGGUCAGAGCCUGCAGUUCCUAUCACUGUCUCUCGCUUCAUCUGAAGAACACGUUGCUACAGCAGUUUCUGUGGAGUUUGGCAUAGAUGACUUUGGUUAGGAACCGUCUUCCUGUUGUUGCUUGUGAAAGUCAUUCAUAACUUGUUCCUUUUAAUUAGUUUUGUUGUUGCUGCUGUUGUUAUUGGUUUGGUUUGGUUUUGAGACCGGGUCUGGCUCAAGCUGGAGUGCAGUGGUGCAAUCACGGCUCCCUGCAAUUCUUGGGCUCAAGUGAUCCUCCUGCCUCAGCCUCCCAAGGAGUUGGGAACAUAGGCACAUGUCACCAUACCCAGCUAAUUUUUUCUUUAUUUUUUUUUUAGAGAUGGGGUCUCACUAUGUUGCCCAGGCUGGUCUCAAACUCCUGGGCUCAAGUGAUCCUCUGGCCUCGGCCUCCCAAAGUGCUGGGAUUACAGGCAUGAGCCACCAUGCCUGGCCUGUUUACUUAUGUUUCAAGUUGAAAUAUCUUUCUUGUGUUUUCUGAUUAGAAAAGUAAUACCUGCUUAUUGUAAAAAUUCAAACAGUGCAGAAAUGUAGAAAGUAGAAAGUGUAAGUCCCUGGUUGUUCCUUCUGCCUGAGACAACCACUGCUCACAGUUUAAUGUAUAUCCUUCCAGAGACUCUCAAAUUUAAGCAAGUAAUUUUUAUUACUACAUCUUUCUAUUUGAAGACCUACACUUGUCUCUGAAGUUCAACACAAGUUGAACUGACCAUAUCCUUCCCAUGACCUGAAUGGAUAUUAUCCUUUAUCACAAUGUUCAAUUACCUUUGAAAGACAGUAGCCCAGAUAUAUUCCUAAUGAAAAUUUGGCAUUUUUGAUGAUACUAUUCCAUACAGAUCAGACUCAGUUGCAGAAUUGUGCCUGGAGAGAGAGGUUUGGUUAAGACAGAGAUUUCUGGAAACAUUCAAACAUUCAAAUUGCAAAUGGAAACUUGAAACCCACUAUCUAAUGAGGAAUGUACUGGAAAAAUAAUCUGAAGAGUUGACAAAUUGUGUACUAGAUUGAACACAUGGAAUGCAAUGCUAUGAGACUUUCUGCACUAAAACUUACCGUAAUAUGUACAACAAUGAUGUGUGUAUUAUAUAACAGUGAUGUGUACAUUUCUGACACCCCAUACAUAAUAUACACAGUUUGUAUAAAUGCAUACAUUUAAAAAUAUAUAUGUACAAUACAGCUAACAUAAAACUGUAGUAUGCCUGAAGGAUAUUACUAGUGCCUAAUAUUGAGUGUAAGUCACUGCGUGUUCGCAUCAACUUGGAAGUGCAGUAAUUGUUAUAAAAUUAAAUCAGUGCAGCCAACAUUAUUUAUGAAUCACAUCUUUGAAACUGUGCAGUAGCAUAUACAUAUAUAUUUUUAAAUAACAUUUUUCACAGUUUUCCAGAGUUACUGUUGAAAUCUGCAUCACCAAAAAAAAAAGCAAGAUUUUUUUAACAAAGUAGACACUCUUCUGGCCCAGUAAUCUGCGUGUGAUUUCCUAUUUGUAGAUUCCCAAGAGACUUUAGCAGUCACCAGCCUUAAUGCAUGUACAGGAUAUUAUUGUGACUUAAUUUAUCUGCAGUUUUUAAUCCAUGUGAAAUUGGAAUUUAUAAACGGACUUGGAUUAAAUAUGUCUGCCUUUCUAAGGUUGCAAAUGUUACAUUAAAUGAUUUAUGUUGUAAAUGACAGAAGUUGAGUUGUAUGUAAAAGAUGUUCACCAAUUUCUGUGAAUAUUUUUACAAGGAAACUUGAGAAUCAAAAUACGUUCAAGUCAGUUGUUCUGGCUCCCAGUUUAUAAUCUCUUUAAAAGCAAUCUUUUUGUUUCAUAAAUGGUUUAAAUGUAGCUCCCACAGAUUAUUAGUAUGAAGUCUGACAUUUUUCAUGAAAAAAGUAUGUUUUUCUUUAUUAUAGCUAUAGUUCAUUAUUUGUCUUUGCUGUUUCCUGAUACACACACACACACGUACGCAUGCACUCACGCACGUACGCACAUGUAGAAACAUCCUCCAGUGUCCCAGUGAGGGCUGAACAGGAAGUUUGAGAAGGUCAUCUCAAUGGCCACAGGGUUCCUGUUCAGCCAGUAGUCCUGGGAUGUUGCUCUGUCAUUCUUCAGUGUCACAAGUUACUUCCCUGAUUUGUGUGCCAGGCUCUUCCAUCUGAAACCAACGUGGUGGAAUCAUGUUUGCAAUAUUUGGUAGAGUAAAAUAGGAGAAUUUUGAACUAAGAAGAUGGAGCUACUAGACCAGUGGCUUGACAUGAAGUAUCCCCUACAUGGGAGGGCACGUUUGUUAACUUCAUCUUUAGCCUUCUCUCCCUCCCCUUUCCUUAUCCUCCUCCCCAAACUAAAGAAGCAGAAACAGCAACAAAAACAAAACCAUCGCUUCACCCGAUCUAGCCCAUAUCCUUAAAUUCAAAUAACCUUUGUCUUUUUCCUCCUAUACCAUCUGACACAAUUCAAUUGUGUCUAGAAAGAAAAAUGCAGACAGGGUUUGUUUACAGAAGGGCAGUUCAGUUGAGUCCUCAUUAACCAAGCAGAGGGGUACAGAAGAACCCUGAUGCAGGGUCACCGUGGAGAAGCCCUCAUCCCAGCAAUGGGUGGGACAGGGGACUUGGCUUUGCUUCACGAACCACUGAACUUGAUAUUCUUUCUUUUUGAAGACCUAUCAGAAUCAUAGGUCUGUAUUGAAGACAUAUCAGAAUUAUAUGUCUGUUCCUAUCAGAAUUAUACUUUCAAGAAGUCAUACAUUUUCAAAGAUACCUGGAUCAAGUGGAGUCUUGAAAGAUUUUUUUUUUUCUCUAAUGAAAGAGGAAAAACAGCCUUACCACAUAAACUGCCCUUCCAACCAUUUGGAACCAGAGUUUAUGUGCUCGUUUUCCCAUUCUCAGAAGAGCACCGUUUUUCAAUAUUACAACUUCCUGGCAAAUAGCACAAGAAAUGUUCAGACUUGAGAUUUGUGUUCCCUUUGUCCAGAUUAUUCUGUAUAUGUCACCAAAGGGGUUAACUUGUUUGCUUGGCAUGAGGAAAAUUAUAAACUCCAUUCUCAAACUAA
This is a messenger RNA of Callithrix jacchus (white-tufted-ear marmoset), 9639 nucleotides long. It is a transcript of the gene AFF3, whose product is annotated as ALF transcription elongation factor 3. Gene Ontology annotation, biological process: regulation of gene expression. Gene Ontology annotation, cellular component: nucleus; super elongation complex. The record is from RefSeq and is a predicted model, not a curated record. NCBI's taxonomy places the organism in Eukaryota, Metazoa, Chordata, Mammalia, Primates, Cebidae.